AUGGAUCCCCGGGGUUGGAGGACGUCCACGCUCUUGUCCCACUACAGCCACUCAGGCGAGGAUCAGAGAAGACCACCACCUGCAGGAGGAUCAGAAAGGACCACCACCUGCAGAGAGGACCACCAUCUGCAGGAGGAUCAGAGAGGACCACCACCUGCAGGAGGAUCAGAGAGGACCACCACCUGCAGGAGGAUCAGAGGAGACUACCACCUGCAGGAGGAUCAGAGAAGACCACCACCUGCAGGAGGAUCAGAAAGGACCACCACCUGCAAGAGGAUCAGAGAGGACCACCACCUGCAGGAGGAUCAGAGAGGAGACCACCACCUGCAGGAGGAUCAGAGAGGAGACCACCACCUGCAGGAGGAUCAGAGAGGACCACCACCUGCAGGAGGAUCAGAGAGGACCACCACCUGCAGGAGGAUCAGAGAGGAGACCACCACCUGCAGGAGGAUCAGAGAGGAGACCACCACCUGCAGGAGGAUCAGAGAGGACCACCACCUACAGGAGGAUCAGAGAGGACUACCACCUGCAGCGGGAUCAGAGAGGACCACCACCUGCAGGAGGAUCAGAGAGGACCACUACCUGCAGGAGGAUCAGAGAGGACCAACACCUGCAGGAGGAUCAGAGAGGAGACCACCACCUGCAGGAGGAUCAGAGACCACACCACCACCGGCAGGAGGAUCAGAGAGGACACCACCACCUGCAGGAGGAUCAGAGAGGAGACCACCACCUUCAGGAGGAUCAGAGAGGACCACCACCUGCAGGAGGAUCAGAGAGGACCACCACCUGCAGGAGGAUCAGAGAGGACCACCAUCUGCAGGAGGAUCAGAGAGGACCACCACCUGCUGGAGGAUCAGAGAGGAGACCACCACCUGCAGGAGGAUCAGAGAGGACCACCACCUGCAGGAGGAUCAGAGAGGAGACCACCACCUGCAGGAGGAUCAGAGAGGAAACCACCACCUGCAGGAGGAUCAGGAAGGACCACCACCUGUAGGAGGAUCAGGGAGGACCACCACCUGCAGAAGGAUCAGAGAGGACCACCACCUGCAGGAGGAUAAGAGAGGAGACCACCACCUGCAGGAGGAUCAGCGCGGACCACCACCUGCAGGAGGAUCAAAGAGGAGACCACCACCUGCAGGAGGAUCAGAGAGGACCACCACCUGCAGGAGGAUCAGGGAGGACCACCACCUGCAGGAGGAUCAGAGAGGACCACCACCUGCAGGAGGAUCAGAGAGGACCACCACCUGCAGGAGGAUCAGAGAGGAGACCACCACCUGCAGGAGCAUCAGAGAGGAGACCACCUGCAGGAGGAGACAACUCCCCAGACCCAGAAACAGAUGA
This is a messenger RNA of Knipowitschia caucasica, 1341 nucleotides long. The record is from the annotation of a GenBank genome assembly. Lineage: Eukaryota; Metazoa; Chordata; Actinopteri; Gobiiformes; Gobiidae.